Messenger RNA from Mesocricetus auratus (golden hamster), 1828 nucleotides. RefSeq names its product 1-acylglycerol-3-phosphate O-acyltransferase 4 (gene Agpat4). The coding region runs from base 230 to 1366 and encodes 378 amino acids. The record is from RefSeq and is a predicted model, not a curated record. Lineage: Eukaryota; Metazoa; Chordata; Mammalia; Rodentia; Cricetidae. Gene Ontology annotation, molecular function: 1-acylglycerol-3-phosphate O-acyltransferase activity. The transcript has 9 exons. Gene Ontology annotation, cellular component: mitochondrial outer membrane; endomembrane system.
CCACCCCUUUGGGUGGAGUCUCGCUUUUUCUUUCCAGUGUUGGCUGAGUUACAGCUUCUAUAAAGUAGAGGCAGUUUCUGAACCCUAGGCAGCUGCCUCGCAGUUCUGGCUAGCAAGCGCCAAUGCACCGGGUUGCUGGGAACGAGACACUUUCCUGAGCCCCGGAUCUUGCUCCCGUCUGGAACUAUCCCACCAUACACACUUGUGUGUUUUGAGCGUCCCCCACGCCAUGGACCUCAUCGGGCUGCUGAAGUCCCAGUUUCUGUGUCACCUGGUCUUCUGCUAUGUGUUCAUCGCCUCGGGACUCAUCGUCAACGCCAUCCAACUCUGCACACUGGUCCUCUGGCCCAUCAACAAGCAGUUGUUCCGCAAGAUCAAUGGCAGACUGAGCUACUGCAUCUCCAGCCAAUUGGUGAUGCUUCUGGAGUGGUGGUCAGGCACCGAGUGCACCAUGUACACCGACCCAAAGUCCUUACCCUACUAUGGGAAGGAAAACGCCAUCAUUGUUCUCAAUCAUAAGUUUGAGAUUGACUUUCUCUGUGGCUGGAGCCUGGCCGAGCGCUUUGGGAUCCUGGGGAACUGCAAAGUGCUGGCCAAGAAAGAACUGGCUUAUGUCCCAAUCAUUGGCUGGAUGUGGUACUUUGUGGAAAUGAUCUUCUGCACACGCAAGUGGGAACAGGAUCGGCAGACGGUCGCCAAGAGCCUGCUGCGCCUCCGGGAGUACCCGGAGAACUAUCUGUUCCUGAUUCACUGUGAGGGCACACGGUUCACGGAGAAGAAACACCAGAUCAGCAUGCAGGUGGCCCAAGCCAAGGGGCUGCCCAGCCUCAAGCAUCACCUGCUGCCACGCACCAGGGGCUUUGCCAUCACCGUUAAGUGCUUGCGAGAUGUCGUCCCAGCUGUCUAUGACUGUACACUCAAUUUCAGAAACAAUGAAAACCCAACGCUGCUGGGCGUCUUAAAUGGAAAGAAAUAUCAUGCUGAUUUUUACAUUAGGAGGAUCCCUAUGGAGGACAUCCCGGAGGAGGAGGAGAAGUGCUCGGCCUGGCUACACAAGCUCUACCAGGAGAAGGACGCCUUUCAGGAGGAGUACUACAGGACGGGGGUCUUCUCAGAGACGCCCUGGGUGCCCCCACGACGGCCCUGGGCUCUGGUCAACUGGCUGUUCUGGGCAUCACUGCUGCUCUACCCCUUCUUCCGGUUCCUCGUUAGCAUGGCCAGCAGCGGCUCGUCAGUGACGCUGGCGAGCUUGGUGCUCGUCUUCUGUGUGGCUUCCAUGGGAGUUCGAUGGAUGAUUGGCGUGACAGAAAUUGACAAGGGCUCUGCCUACGGCAAUAUUGACAACAGACAAAAACAAACAGACUGACCUGGGAAUGUCACCCUCCAAAGGGAACCUUGGGGAACUGUUGGUGUCUGCCUAGUCUUCUUAGGGUUCAGUGGUGGAGACUGGGGAGCUUUGCUGGGAUGAGCAGAAACCACAGCCUCUCUAUUCAGAGUUUGUCUCAGCGCUGGACGGGGAAAGAAGACGUUCUCAAAACUUUUCCCCUGUGUGAACGAAUGAAUGACCGGGUUUGGUUGUCUGUUCAUUUGCACACGUGUUUUUGUGUGUACGUGUGUGGGAAAGGAGAAUGGUUGCGUGCAUACUUGGGACCCUGUGACAGUGGGGUCGGUGGGGCUGCAGGGAAGCGUGGGGCUGGGGUGGAAGGGAAGACGGCCCUGUCACGCUGUGGUGCUGCAUCUUCUCUAACCCUCGAUUGCCAGAGACAGAGUGAACAGUGCUUUAGACAGACGACUGGGUUCCGCCUCCAAAUAAAACAAUUAAAGUGUU